GAUUGGCUGGGCUGUUCUCGCGAGAGCCCCGGCCCUGGGUCUUCCCCCGGGAGACCCCGCGGAGCCGCCUCUUCCGGUCCGGCCGCGCGACGACGAGGAGCCGCCGCCGAGAUGCCCGGGGUAACGGUGAAGGACGUGAAUCAGCAGGAGUUUGUGCGGGCCUUGGCCGCCUUCCUCAAGAAGUCGGGGAAGCUGAAGGUGCCCGAGUGGGCCGACACGGUCAAGUUGGCCAAGCACAAGGAGCUCGCGCCCUAUGACGAGAACUGGUUCUACACGCGCGCCGCGUCGACGGCGCGGCACCUCUACCUGCGGGGGGGCGCGGGGGUGGGCUCCAUGGCCAAGGUCUACGGGGGGCGGCAGCGCCGCGGCGUCCGGCCCAGCCACUUCAGCCGCGGGUCCGGCGCCGUCGCCCGCCGGGUGCUGCAGGCGCUCGAGGGCCUCAAGGUGGUCGAGAAGGACCAGGACGGCGGGCGCAAGCUCACCCCCCAGGGACAGCGGGACCUGGACCGCAUCGCCGGGCAGGUGGCCGCCGCCAGCAGGAAGCACUGAGACCCAAUAAAGGAGGAGGAGGAGGA
Phalacrocorax carbo (great cormorant) is the source of this 575-nucleotide messenger RNA. NCBI's taxonomy places the organism in Eukaryota, Metazoa, Chordata, Aves, Suliformes, Phalacrocoracidae. The record is from RefSeq and is a predicted model, not a curated record.